This is a messenger RNA of Anopheles gambiae (African malaria mosquito), 1282 nucleotides long. RefSeq names its product histone H2A, sperm. The transcript has 2 exons. The record is from RefSeq and is a predicted model, not a curated record. NCBI's taxonomy places the organism in Eukaryota, Metazoa, Arthropoda, Insecta, Diptera, Culicidae. Gene Ontology annotation, molecular function: DNA binding; protein heterodimerization activity; structural constituent of chromatin. Gene Ontology annotation, cellular component: nucleosome. Bases 274 to 657 code for a protein of 127 amino acids.
UUCCACGUAUUGCAAACGCUCUUGAUUCCCUUUUUCCGAGGAACUGUUUUUUACCCGAAAAUUGAACACAACUCUGCCCACUGUGCCCAUCUCGCUCUGGUGUGGUUGUGUGUGCGUGAAGGAAGCAACCGGUAAAAUUGCGCGCAUUUUUCCCCCCGUAUCAAAGGAGACGCUACAUUUCUCCAUCGCAAUUCAUACGUUGCUGCCCGUGAGUGAGGAAGUGUUCAAGUUUGAGAAGGCUUUAGCGCAACAAAAAAAGCAAUUUAAUCCAAUAUGAAGAAAAUAUCGAAAUCGUCCCGUGCUGGGCUUACGUUCAGCGUUAGCCGCGUCUCUUCCACGCUGAAGAGGGGCAAGUAUGCGAACCGGAUCGGCGUCGGUUCGUCCGUGUACAUGACGGCCGUGCUCGAGUAUCUGGCGGCGGAGGUGCUGGAGCUGGCGGGUAAUGCCGCGCGGGACAAUCACAAAUCUCGCCUGACGCCGCGCCACAUCCAGCUGGCGGUGCGGAACGACGAGGAGCUGAGCAAGCUGCUGCAGGGGACGACCAUCUCGCAGGGCGGCGUCAUGCCGAACAUUCAUUCGGUGCUGCUGCCCCGCAAAACGGGUGCUAAAGCUGCCGGCAACAGCUCAUCGCAGGAGAAGCAAAGCCAGGAGUAUUGAGGAGGAGGAGGAAGAACAUUUUGUCGAGACGAAGCCAGAUGCCGGAUCUCGGAGUGUUAUUUUAUUGAUAAGGUUCUCUUUUAAAAUGUAUGUUACUCAGGAAUAAGCAUUGUAGUAUGGUCAGUGAUCAGUGAAUUGCGCGCCAUUUUGUAUGCCAUCUUCUCUAUCGCUCCACGCAUUCCUUAAACUCCAAUCGCUAUUAAGAAUUUACGAAUGUACAAACAGUCUCAAUUCGAUCGAUAUGAAUAAGUGCAACAAAUGCCCUCGAAUUAUUUACAAUGCUGCAGGGCGGUUUAUGUGUGCCAGCGAAAGCGUUUGAGCUUCAUCGAUCCGUGCUACGGCAUAAAUACACAUUGAUUCGGCAUUAUGAAGAGUGCAAAGUAAGGAGUCGAGUCAGUUUCUUAAUAAAUUUUAUAUACAAAAAAGCUCACGCAUUUCUGUGUUCGUUUGCUUCGCGUGAUUUUUUCAUGAUAAUUUAAUCUAUUUUUGAUCUCCGCGACCUGAGAACACUAAUUUCUUUAACUAGCGAGCCGUUUUAUAUGGUUAAAAGAUAAGAUAAAAGAUACAUCACUCACAGAUACAGAAAGUAAUAAAAGGGCGCAGGUAACUAAUAAUAAUUUAAAAA